AUGGCCAAUACAAUGCCCAUUCCUCUACCUCCUCGAACACCCACACCACCACCUGACGAGACAUCCUCUCCUCAGAAACCCGCAGUAUUCGAUCCAGAUCCUCCAUUUGACCCGAAGUCACUGUCGCCACACCAGUACGACCCCGAAUACAUACCCCCUUCCGGAGGCGCAUUCCUUCCCACGACUCCUGAGAAACAAACGGCUGGUGGGAAUGUAAUGGGAGAUGGAACAGGACCCUUCAACUUCCAGCCGUCAACAUUGGCGAAGUCACCAGUGAUCAAAUCUAAUAUCGGCCAGCGGCGCGGCCACAAGUACAAGCACAGCAGUGUCUCACACCAAAUCUUCCUCGAACCUCCUCAACGGGCACCAUUAGCCCUGCCCAAUUCACUGCCGAUUCCUACCUUUGCGGAAUGUCGGGCUAGCAUGACAAAAGACCAAAAAGUUCGCUUUUACUGGAGCAUAUGCCACAUGGCCAUUGCAGGAUACACGGCGUGGAACUCGCAUGGCUCGUCUGCUAUGGAAGCUCUUUCGCACUUGAUCUUCUACGACUCGUUGGGAGCAUUGUUGUGUGUAUUCGUGGAGGUCCUUUCCAAUUUCGAAGUAUGGGGACGCUCGAGCGUGCGGCAUCCGUUUGGUUUGCAGCGAAUGGAAGUUAUCGCUGGAUUCGCGUUGUCUGUCCUGCUGAUUUUCUUUGGCUUUGACCUGAUCUCGCACAAUGCGAAGCACGCCUUGGAAGGCAUUGGGCACGAACCUCACCAUCCACACGCCCAUGAGCAAGUCACAGCCGGUACAGUCGACGUGACGGCGAUACUGGCUCUUGUCGCGACGUUGAUAUCCGCCGUUGGUCUGCAGAAUCACGCACGAAUUGGCAAGGCGAUGCGCUUCGCCGCCAUGGAGAAUCUGCCAUCCCUACUCAGCAACCCCUGCCACUUUCUGACGCUGUCUUGUUCGGCAACUGUGCUGCUACUGCCUCUCCUCGACCUGCAUACCUAUGAGUGGAUGGAUAAGGCACUGUCACUGAGCAUCGCCUUUUCCAUGCUGUUUCUGGGCUUUCACCUGGGUCGCAAUGUGGGCUCGAUGCUUUUAAUGUCUCUGCCCUCGAAAUCCGCCUCUGCUUUGUCCGAAGUCGUGGCGACAAUUGAAUCCGACCCCUUGGUGCGGGCAGUCGAACAGGCCAAGUUCUGGCAGGCACACUAUGGAACAGGCAUGGCGAAUCUGCGACUCCGAGUCGUCGGCAGCGAAGAGAAUCUGGUGAAGCUGAGGGAGCGAAUCACGAGUAUGAUCCGAAACAAACUCAGCGGCGGAUACGGGUUAGGGAGUAGUGGGCAAAAAUGGGAGGUGAGCGUCCAGUUCAAAGUCGAAGUAGACACGGCCAUGAGUGCGAGUCAUAGCCACUUCAUGAGCCCUCAGGCAUGGGUGGGAAUGACUACGUGA
Messenger RNA from Fonsecaea nubica, 1434 nucleotides. RefSeq lists its product as hypothetical. Gene Ontology annotation, molecular function: zinc ion transmembrane transporter activity. The coding region runs from base 1 to 1434 and encodes 477 amino acids. Lineage: Eukaryota; Fungi; Ascomycota; Eurotiomycetes; Chaetothyriales; Herpotrichiellaceae. The transcript has 2 exons. The record is from RefSeq and is a predicted model, not a curated record. Gene Ontology annotation, biological process: zinc ion transport; transmembrane transport; intracellular zinc ion homeostasis. Gene Ontology annotation, cellular component: Golgi apparatus; membrane.